AUGCCAUUCGAGAUCCAACCCUGUUCGGCAGCCGACGCCCUCGGUCUCGCAAUUACAAUGAUGAGUGCCCGCCUAACAGACCCUCACUGGGCAUUCCUCUGGGAAGACCCCAAUCCAAAAGAUAUCAUUACCAAAAGCGCCCUCCGCGUUCCAUGGAAUCUAGCGACAGGCAGAGACACCAAAAGACAUCAAAAAGUCAUUGAUGUCGAGUCAGGCCAGGUAGUUGGCUACGCGCGGUGGAUUCUACCGGAUUGUCUAGCAAAGCAAAAUGAUGUUUGGCUCGAAGCUCAGGCACCCGAGGGAACUCGGUCUGAGAGAGAAGAGUGGGAGAUACAGCAUAAGGCAAAUACGAGAGGGGGUCAACCUAUCGGUAUGAAGAGUGGUGGGUUGAUGAGUUAUCGCAGUGCGCCGCUUGAAGUUAUUGAUGCUCGGAUUAUGCGAGACGGGCCUUUUCUUAUCUUGGAUUAUCUGACGACUGACCCUGCCUUCUGGAGACGGGGUAUUGCCAGCAUGUUGGUGCAAAGCGGAUUGAAAGUGGGAGACCAGUAUGGGAUGAAAGUCUACGUGAUGUCGGAGCCGGCUGCGUUGAAGUUAUAUCUCAAUCAUGGUUUUGAAUUACUCGAGACCGUGUCCACAGAUUAUUCCAUAUACGGUGGAACAGAGCCUACGGUGGAGCACUUUUUAGUCCGAGUUCCUCGCUCAGUAGUUUGA
This is a messenger RNA of Penicillium brasilianum, 711 nucleotides long. The record is from the annotation of a GenBank genome assembly. Lineage: Eukaryota; Fungi; Ascomycota; Eurotiomycetes; Eurotiales; Aspergillaceae.